This is a messenger RNA of Perca flavescens (yellow perch), 5574 nucleotides long. RefSeq names its product protein tyrosine phosphatase receptor type Ua (gene ptprua). NCBI's taxonomy places the organism in Eukaryota, Metazoa, Chordata, Actinopteri, Perciformes, Percidae. Gene Ontology annotation, molecular function: protein binding; protein tyrosine phosphatase activity. The record is from RefSeq and is a predicted model, not a curated record. The transcript is spliced from 32 exons. Gene Ontology annotation, cellular component: membrane. Gene Ontology annotation, biological process: protein dephosphorylation. Bases 184 to 4608 code for a protein of 1474 amino acids.
UUUUUGAACGCUUUAGCUCGAGAUCAGAUGCUCCCUGUGCGGGCUGAGAGGGGAGCGGGCAGACAGCGCUUCUUCUGCGGGGGGAUGCAGCAAUGAACGGAGCCUGGCGCACAACUUCUCUCCAGUCCCGCUGCAACCGCUGCUGGACUCUCCUUUAGGAUUUUCUUCUUGUGACAGAACGAGAUGGACUUUACUUCUUCUGCCAGCAUGUAUUCAGCAGCAUUGCUACUGAUGAUGGCCGUCAGGAUCUACGCAGACAGCAUGGAAGGGCCAACAGCUGGCUGUACCUUUGAUGAGGACUCGGACCCCGGCCUGUGUGAGUACCGGCAGGGACAAGAUGACGACUUUGACUGGCAGCUGAUCAGGACCUACAACUGGCCACACCCGACCCCGGAUCUUCUACGAGGGUCCUUCAUGAUGGUCAAUUCCUCGCAGCAUUUCGGGGGCCAGCGAGCUCAGCUGCUCCUGCUCCCGCUCAGCGAGAACGACACCCACUGCAUCCAGUUCAGCUACUUCCUGUACAGCCGCGACGGCCACAGCCCCGGGGACCUGCAGGUCUUCAUCCGGGUCAACGGGGGCCCCAAGGGCAGCGCUGUGUGGAAUAUCUCGGGCUCCGAGGGACGCCAGUGGCACCAGGUGGAGCUCGCUGUAAGCACGUUCUGGCCCAGUGAAUACCAGGUCAUCUUUGAAGCGACCAUUUCCGAAGAACGGCAGGGCUACAUUGCCUUGGACGACAUUGUGCUGCUCAAUUACCCCUGUUACAAGGUGCCUCAUUUCUCUCGGCUUGGUGACGUAGAGGUGAACGCCGGGCAGAAUGCCUCAUUCCAGUGCGUCGCCACGGGCAAAGUUUCGGAGACUGAGCCCUUCCUCCUGGAGCCUGCCGCCCAUUCUAAUCCCUUGAAUAGACUUCAGCGGAGAAACAGCGUGGUGCUGGACACGUCCUUGCUGUCUCGGUUGAGUCAUAAGCGGCUGAUGGCGACUUUCCAGGUGGAGGCGCAGCGCGGGGAGCAGGACCUCUACCGCUGCAUCACCCUGUCGCCCAGGGGCGCCGCCGUCUCCAACUUUGGAGAGCUCAUCGUCAGAGUGCCCCCAACCCCAAUUGCCCCCCCACAGCUCCUGCGGGCAGGCCCCACCUAUCUGAUCAUCCAGCUCAACACCAACUCCAUCGUGGGGGACGGGCCCGUCAUUCGGCGAGAAAUCCAGUACCGGGCAAGCCAGUCCACGUGGACGGAGACUCACGGUGUGGGCUCACUUACCUAUAAGAUUUGGCAUCUGGAGCCUGACACAGAGUACCGCAUCAGUGUCCUGCUCACCCGGCCCGGGGACGGGGGUACAGGAGCACCGGGACCCCCUCUGACUAGCAGGACAAAGUGUGCGGAGCCCAUGCGUGCCUUGCGAGGUCUGACAGCUGCAGAGAUCCAGCCCCGGCAGCUGGGCCUUCAGUGGGAGCCGCUGGGCUACAACCUCACCCGCUGUCACACCUACUCCUUGUCCCUGUGCUACCGCUACUCCAUGCCAACAGGGGGCAGCGGAGGGAACAACGCCACCGUCAGAGAGUGCCUGUCCGUGGAUCGCAACACCUCUCACUUCACCCUGAGAGACCUGCCACCCUUCCGCUCGGUCCACGUCCGGCUGGCGCUGGCCAACCCCGAAGGCAAGAAGGAGAGCAGAGAGGUUACCUUCCAGACGGAGGAAGACAUUCCUGGCGGCAUCGCUCCAGAGUCCCUGACCUUCACCCCGCUCGAUGACAUGAUCUUCCUCAAGUGGGAGGAGCCCGUAGAGCCCAACGGUCUCCUCACGCAGUACGAGAUCAGCUACCAGAGUAUCGAGUCAUCAGACCCAGGCAUUAACGUGCCAGGUCCUCGUCGCACAGUGUCCAAGCUGAGGAACGAGACCUACCACAUGUUCUCUGGCCUGCAUCCUGGAACCACCUACCUGGUGUCAGUCCGGGCCCGGACCGCCAAGGGGUUCGGCCAGACGGCACUCACCGAGAUCACCACCAACAUCUCUGCCCCGGUGUUUGACUAUGAAGACAUCCCGUCUCCGCUGAGUGAGUCGGAGAGCACCAUCACUGUGCUGCUGCGCCCUGCGCUGGCCAGAGGGGCUCCAGUCAGUGCCUACCAGGUGGUGGUGGUGGAGGAGGACGCUUCCCGGAGGGUGAGGAGGAGGGAGCUGGGCUCCGUCGACUGUUUCCCCACAGCCAACUCCCACGGCGAGGCGCAGGCCAAAGGGGCCCCGCAUUACUACACGGCAGAGCUGGCCCCUAGCAGUCUGCCCGAGGCCACGCCCUUCACCGUGGGCGACAACCACACCUACAACGGCUACUGGAACAGCCCUUUAGACCCCACCAAAAACUACCUCAUCUUCUUUCAGGCCACCAGCAACUUCAGAGGGGAGACCAGAAUAAACUGCAUCCGGAUCGCUCGCAAAGCUGCCUGCAAGGACUCCAAGCGAGCUCUGGAGGUGUCCCAACAUGCCGAGGACAUGGGUCUGAUCCUCGGGGCCUGCGCCGGCGGCCUGGUGGUCCUCAUUCUGCUUCUCGGGGCCAUCGUCAUCAUCGUCAAGAAGGGAAGGGACUUCUAUUCUUACCCUUACUACCCUAGGAAGAAGGUGGCCAUAAACAAGGCAGCCAUGUCCUACAGGCAGGAGAAGAGUCGGAAGCUGAGCUCGUUAGACUGCAGCAUGACCGAGCAGAGCACUCUCCAGCAGGAUGAGAGGAUGGCCCACUCCUUCAUGGAUGCCCACGGCUGCAACGCUCGAAACGAACAGCGUAGCUCCGUCAACGAGUCCAGCAGCUUACUGGGAGGCUCGCCCCACCGCCACUGUCGGAGGAAGAGCUCGCCCUAUCACACGGGUCAGCUGCACCCUGCUGUAAGGGUGGCCGACCUCCUGCAGCACAUCAACCAGAUGAAGACGGCCGAGGGAUACGGCUUCAAACAAGAAUACGAGAGUUUUUUCGAUGGCUGGGACGUCACAAAGAAGAAGGACAAGACCAAAGGAAGGCACGAUAGUCUGCUUAACCAUGAUCGCCAUAGAGUGAAGCUCCACUCUCUGCUUGCAGACCCCAGCUCUGAUUAUGUCAAUGCCAACUACAUAGACAUUCGGAUAAACAGGGAAGGUUACCAGCGAUCAAAUCACUUCAUCGCCACUCAAGGCCCCAAGCAGGAGAUGAUCUAUGACUUCUGGCGGAUGGUCUGGCAGGAGAACUGCUUCAGUAUUGUCAUGAUCACUAAGCUGGUGGAAGUGGGCAGGAUGAAGUGCUGUAAGUAUUGGCCUGAUGACACGGAGCUCUACGGUGACAUUAAGAUAACGCUGCUGAAGACAGAGACACUGGCAGAGUACACCGUGCGCACCUUCGCCAUGGAGAGGCGAGGUUACCCUGCCAAGCACGAGGUGUGCCAGUUCCACUUCACCUCGUGGCCGGAACACGGCGUGCCGUACCAUGCCACCGGCCUGCUGGCUUUCCUGCGCCGGGUCAAGGCCUCCACGCCGCCCGACGGCGGGCCAGUGGUGGUCCACUGCAGUAUGGGGGCGGGCAGGACCGGCUGCUACAUUGUGCUGGAUGUCAUGCUGGAUAUGGCCGAGUGUGAAGGAGUGGUGGAUAUCUACAACUGUGUCAAGACUCUGUGCUCCCGACGCAUCAACAUGAUCCAGACUGAAGAGCAGUACGUGUUCAUCCACGAUGCCAUCCUGGAGGCAUGUCUGUGUGGAGAGACAGCCAUCGUCGUGAAUGAGUUUGCUCUCACCUAUAAGGAGAUGCUAAAGGUUGACUCUCAGAGUAACACCUCGCAGCUCAGAGAGGAGUUUCAGACUCUGAACUCGGUGACCCCCCACCUGGACGUGGAGGAGUGCAGCAUCUCUCUGAUGCCCAGGAACCGCGAGAAGAACCGCAGCAUGGACGUGCUGCCGCCGGACCGCUCGCUGGCCUUCCUCGUCACCACCGAGGGCGAGAGCAGCAACUACAUCAACGCGGCGCUCGCCGACAGCUUCCUCCGGCCCGCCGCCUUCGUGGUGACGCCACACCCGCUGCCCGGCACCACCACCGACUUCUGGAGGCUCUUGUACGACUACGGCUGCACCUCGGUGGUGAUGCUCAACCAGCUCAACCAGUCCAACUCUGCCUGGCCUUGUCUGCAGUAUUGGCCUGAACCAGGGUUGCAGCAGUUUGGGCCAAUGACGGUGGAGCUUCUGUCCAGGACGGCCGACGAUGACGUAAUCAUCCGUCUCUUCCGGGUUCAGAACAUCACUCGGCUUCAGGAAGGCCAGCUUGUGGUGCGUCACUUCCAGUUCCUGCGCUGGUCCCCGUACCGCGACGUGCCCGACUCCAAGAAAGCCUUCCUCAGCCUUUUGGCUCAGGUUCACAACUGGCAGAUGGAGUGUGGAGAGGGACGCACCAUCGUCCACUGCCUGAAUGGCGGCGGUCGAAGCGGUACUUUCUGUGCCAGCACCAUGAUCUUGGAGAUGAUUCGUCACCACAGCAUGGUGGACGUGUUCUUUGCUGCCAAAACGCUGCGCAACUCCAAGCCGAACAUGGUGGAGACAAUGGAGCAGUACCGGUUCUGCUAUGACCUGGCCCAGGAGUACCUGGACUGUUUGGAAGUCAGAUAGCACCAAUCCCUCCCUUCUGGUCCCUCUUGGAGGAGAAGGUCUGCGUCCUGGAUCCUGGAUCUGUGCUCCUGCCUCCUUUUAAUCCAUGUAUACAGCUCUGGUUGUCUUUGUGCGCCAUGCCUGGAUGAAACACUGUCUGCCGUAAAGACAUAACAAUUUAGAAAGCUCACUGGGCAAUUUGUAACAUACUACUGACACCCUUUUUUUUUGCUUUUUCUCGGCGUUCUGAUCCAACCUAUACUCUUUCGUGCCACUUCACAUCUUGCCAAACCACAGGACACUUAACAGGAGUAGAGUCGGUUUUCUAUCCGAGCUCCGUCGAGGCAGCCGGACCGGCUGUCGUGCACCUCGCCGACAGGACUCAAAGAGCUCAGCUGUAUCCUGCCUUACUACGAACAAACACUAAAAGGGAACUACAGUUGACGCCAACCACUGGGUGAUAUUGUGUGUUUGUUUGUAACACUGUAAAUGGUGCAAUCUGCUGUUGGUGAACAUCCCGUGUCGUACGGUACUAUAUUUGAACUUUAUUAUGUGGGUGAGGCUGACGAUUGAAGGUAAACCCCGAGGGAAGAAGUCAGUCAAAUCUGAUGGACAUAUCUGUACAGUAGAGUUGUCUUGGACCUAAUUUCUCUUUAUUUAUUUUCUCUGUAUAUAGAUGCCCCCCUCCCCUCCCUUCCCCCCCGGGUGUUUCUAGAUGUUCUUAACGUCUUAUCAGUGUGCCAAUCCAUUCUCUCUGUGUUUGUAAAUGGGGAUCACUUCAGCAUCUGCAUGCCCAGUCUUAAGUGUUUUCAUUGCAGUGUGUGGCCCAAGUCUGCUUCAGGAUGGAUUCUGCAACGUAAAUCCCUCCGCUCGUCCUCUGAGAGCUCCGUAAAAGAAUAACCGCGUGUUGCUGUGAGAAUACGGCGAAAAAGCUGUCGCUUUCUAAAUUUGUAUUUAUUCAAUGUGUUUUAUUUUCUAAAUAGUGUA